GUGGCAGCAGUCCGCGAAGUCAUCGAGUUUGUCAAGCAACCUGCAGCCGUCGGGCGCCAAAGCCGAUGCUCUCAGGGAGGAGAUGGAGGAGGCGGCAAACCGAGUGGAGAUUUGCAGGGACCAGCUCUCGGCUGACAUGUACAGCUUCGUGGAAGAAAUCGACUAUGCAAACUACUUCCAGACGCUGAUCGAGGUGCAGGCCGAGUACCACAGGAAGUCGCUGGCGCUUCUGCAGAACGUGCUGCCUCAGAUAAAAGCCCAGCAGGAAGCGUGGAUGGAGAAGCCGUCCUUCGGGAAGCCGCUGGAGGAGCACCUGGCCGUCAGCGGGCGGGAGAUCGCCUUCCCCGUGGAGGCCUGCGUGACCAUGCUGCUGGAGUGCGGCAUGCAGGAGGAGGGUCUGUUCCGCGUGGCUCCCUCUGCCUCCAAGCUGAAGAAGCUGAAGGCCGCCCUGGAUUGCUGCGUGCUGGACGUGCAGGAGUACUCGGCCGACCCGCACGCCAUCGCAGGAGCGCUCAAGUCCUACCUGCGCGAGCUGCCGGAGCCGCUGAUGACGUUUGAGCUGUACGAGGAGUGGAUCCAGGCCUCCAACAUCCCGGAGCAGGAGAAGCGGCUGCAGGCCCUGUGGAGCGCCUGCGAGAAGCUGCCCAAGGCCAACUACAACAACAUCAGGUACCUGAUUAAAUUCCUGGCCAAGCUGACUGAGUACCAGGACAUGAACAAAAUGACGCCGAGCAACGUGGCCAUCGUGCUGGGUCCCAAUCUCCUCUGGCCGCAGGCAGAAGGGAACAUCACAGAGAUGAUGACGACCGUCUCCCUGCAGAUCGUGGGCAUCAUCGAGCCGCUCAUCCAGCACGCGGACUGGUUCUUCCCCGGAGACAUUGAGUUCAACGUCACGGGGAACUACGGCAGCCCCAUGCACGUGAACCACAACGCCAACUACAGCUCCAUGCCCUCCCCGGACAUGGACCACGCCGACCGCAAGCAGCACGACCAGGCGCGGCGGCCGCUCAGCGUGGCCACGGACAACAUGAUGCUGGAGUUUUACAAGAAGGAUGGCCUUAGGAAAAUCCAAAGCAUGGGCGUCAGGGUGAUGGACACCUCGUGGGUGGCCCGCAGAGGCACCUCGGGGGGGCGCAAGGCGUCCGCCACCCCCCCUGCCACGCAGCCCCCCGCGCCGCCCACCGAGCUGCCUGGCACGCCGCACUCGCCCAUCCCCGAGCAAGCGCCCGAUAUUUCGGCGACCCCCUCUCCUCCUCCCACCAGCUUCGGCUUCCCACCUGCAGCCGAGCGGGCAAGCACGGGUGAUGCGCCGCCUGCCUGGUCGGAUUGCUGCUACAGCCCCCCCCGCCCCGAGGACAAGCGGGGUCCCCCGGCCCCCGGUCCCCAACCCCGUCCCCUGCCCUGGGCACAGCCCGCCCCGGGGCUCGGCCCCGCACCCCUGCGCCUCUGGGCGGGCUGCAGCCGCAGCCUGCCUCCCCCCCGCCGCUCCUCUUCCUCCCCUCGCCCUCUGCUCGCCCCCCACGCUCGCCCCAAGCCCUGCUCCCUGCCGGUCCCCACGCAGCGCUCCCCGGCCCCGUGGCACUGCCCGCUCCCCGUCGCUGCCCCCCUGCUCCUGCCCAGCCCCCGGCCCCGAGCGCUGCCCUCUGCCCCCGGGGGCGGCCGCACGCCUGCGGGAGCCAGCCUGGCCAGCACUUUAAAACCCAAGGAGCUCUCCCCCGUCUCCGGGCCGCAGAAGGGCAGCGGGCAGCAGGCAGCGGCCGCGCCGCCGUCCCCCGCCGAGCAGAGCCCGCGCAGCCUGCGCAAAGCCUCCAAGAAGCUGGCGCCCAUCCCGCCCAAGGCGCCCUCGGGGGGCACGUCGGAGCCGCCGGCGGGCCAGCCGUCCCCCGCCAGCCUGUCCCCCACCCCACCGAGCACCCCCGCGCCCUAUGGACUCGCUUACCCGCAAGGCUACUGCCUGGCCUCAGGUCAGCUGUCCCCAGCCGCCGCACCUUCCCCGUCUCCUCCUCCUCCUCCUCUUCCUCCCCUGGGCGGCUCUGUAACCAAAUCUCGACCCGUCCCCAAGCCGAGGCAGAGGCCCUCGCUGCCGCCGCCGCAGCCCCCCACGGCCAGCGCGUCCGGCUCUAGCCCCCAGCCCGCGGAGCCCCCCCUGCUCGACGCCGUGGCCCCCGGGGAGAGCGUGCCCACAGGUCUGGUCCAUUUCGAGAUCCCGUCCAUCCACCUCGGCGUCGAUGCCGCCCUGCGCCGGGACCCGCCGGACGCUGCGCAGAGACUCUCGGUGAAAGCCCCCCCGGAGGAGGAGGAGGACUCGGAGAGCACGGCCCUAUGACAGCGUCCCCUCCCCGCCCGUCCCCGCGGCACCCGGCCAGCGCUCGGGGGACGCUGCUCCUUAGUUGGGUUCGGUUUGGUUCGGUUCGGUUCGGUUCGCCUUAUCCAGACUUUGCCUUGUGACUCGGUGCCUAUGUCCCCCCCGGCAGGCGCCCACGUCCCGGGGUGCAUCCGGCAUCCCCGCGGUGCCACCGGGGCUGGAGAGGUGCCGGCAGCCCCGUCCUCCCCCCGAAAUGGGGCGCGGGGGGCACGCGGGUGGCGUUGCUCCGGGGUCUCGUCUCUUUGCUUCGGCCCCGGCCGAGCGGGGCUGGGGGAGGACGGCCCAGCAGCAAUAACGCGAGUGCCAGGAGGGGGGGGGACGCAUCCCUGUCCCCUGCCUGCAGCCCCCGCUCGCUGUCGUCGUGGGUUGGUGGCGUGGAGCAGAGGCUUUGGUUGUGCAUGCAGAGACAAAGUAACCUUUUAUCCUUUUCAGAGAGAUGGUAUAUAUAUAUAUCUGGUGGGCAUAGAUAUAUAUAUAUUAUAUAUUUGUAUAUAUAGAAAUAUAUAUAUAUAUAUUUGUUUUAUUUGGAGCCAUUCCACCUGACCUGGCGUACAAGGGACAAUGUAAAUGGAAAUGCUUCGCCUUCCCGGCCCCCUGGCCCCGCUCCGCUCCCCGCGCGCUGCACAGCCCAGACCCCCCCGGGCUGCCCUCAGCCCCCGCCGCGAUGUGACCGUCACCCCUUCGGGGGGGGGCCGGGCGAGGGGAGGGCGGGAGCACCCGAAAUAAAUGUGCAAAUUGCUGUUGA
Molecule: messenger RNA, 3110 nt
Organism: Cygnus olor (mute swan)
Lineage: Eukaryota; Metazoa; Chordata; Aves; Anseriformes; Anatidae
Gene: ARHGAP44
Product: Rho GTPase activating protein 44
Biological process (GO): modification of dendritic spine; signal transduction; regulation of dendritic spine morphogenesis
Cellular component (GO): dendritic spine; intracellular anatomical structure; presynaptic active zone
Molecular function (GO): GTPase activator activity; protein binding
Source: RefSeq, a predicted model, not a curated record